Messenger RNA from Morone saxatilis (striped sea-bass), 1688 nucleotides. RefSeq lists its product as uncharacterized. Gene Ontology annotation, cellular component: mitochondrion. The coding region runs from base 512 to 1348 and encodes 278 amino acids. Gene Ontology annotation, molecular function: glycine N-acyltransferase activity. The record is from RefSeq and is a predicted model, not a curated record. NCBI's taxonomy places the organism in Eukaryota, Metazoa, Chordata, Actinopteri, Moronidae. The transcript is spliced from 5 exons.
CCAACACCUAUUUUCACACAGAAUAUGAGCUUUAACAAAAUAUUACACCGUACCAUAAUAUAUUAAUUAAUGAUUUAGACCAAUAAGUGGUAAUUAUGGGAUGAUUGUAGUAGUAGUGAAACAAAAAGGUGACUUUACAGUAUAUGGCUGUCCAAAAGCAAUAUUGCAGGUGUGUGAUUGAUAAAUCAAAGUAAAAAUAUGAACGACGUAUUAAGAAUACACUAUGACCAGUAUUUAAAAGUAUUUAUAGAUAUUUGGUGCUUUUAUUAUCCAAAGAGAGGACAGGAAAUAAGGAGAGAGAUAAAACAAAGGUCAGUGAUACAAGUGUUCCCUAACAGAAAAAGAUGUGCUUUUAUUUUUUAAAUUCAGACAGGAAGUAGAAAUGUAUUUUUACUGUUUGAGUCCUUGAGUUACAAGCGGCCGAGCGACUGUAAAUGAUUCAUAAAGGCCAUUACUGGCCAAACAGGACAGGACGGACAACAACAUUAAGAGGUUUCAUAAACCAAAAAACAUGAAGGUCCUAAACAAAGAAGAGCUGCACACCGCUGAAAGAGUUCUGCUGAAACACUUCCCGAAGAGUUUGAAGGUAUAUGGCUUCCUCUAUGGUAUUAACAGGAAUAAACCGAGUACACUGGAGGUAGUCGUUGAUACCUGGCCUGAUUUUAAGGUGAUCAUUUGCCGACCUGACCCCAAGAACAAGCGCGCUCUGGAGUUCAUGAAAAAGGUGACAUACUUCAGCACGGAUGAACAGAUUUUAAGGAGAAUGCUGACAGAAGAAAAUGCAAUUGACUGGAGAACUUAUUUCCUUAUUGGAGGAUUUGACUUUUCCCAUGCCCCCAUGCUCAAAGAAGUGUCGUCUGCCAGAGAAGUCAACAACAGAGACUAUACAUUGGUGCGUCUUCUGUAUUUGCCAGACAGCAGCCAUCUGCUCCCACCAGCAGUUGACAGUGAGCUUGAAUCAAGGAUUUCAUCUCUUAACCUUUCCCAUGUUGACUUGGUGAAUAACACCUGGAAGUUUGGAGGGAACAAGAGGGGUUACACGAACAUUAAAAACCUCAUCAGCAACUUCCCGUCAUGCUGCAUCACUGAUGGUGAGGGUCAGCCGGUGUCCUGGAUGCUGGUGUACGACUACUGCGCCCUGGGCAUUUUGUACACUCUGCCAGAGCACAGGGGGAAAGGCUACGCCAAAGUCCUGGUCAGCACCAUGGCCAAGAUACUCCACGCUGAGGGGUACCCAGUGUACUGCUUCAUAGAGGAGGAUAAUGAGGUCUCCUACAGGCUCUUUAAAAACCUGGGCUUCACUGAGGAUCCCUCAUACAGGGCGGGGUGGUUCGAGUUCAACAUUUGAUUUGUAACAAUUGUGAUUUUGUAAUAAUUCUUUGAAUGCAUCGCUGACAUAAUAUCAGGUUGUAUAGUGGUUAUAAUUUCUCCUGGGUAUAUACUGACUGCAUUAUAAGGUGAAAGAGGCAUUAACUGACACUAAUACAAUAAUAAUGUCACAUUUUCAUACAGGUAUUUAGAGAAGAGAGCUAAAUAAAAUUGAGUUGUGUUGAUUCAUGCUUUCCUUUCUGUGAAUUAUCAAAUGAUGUCUGUACUGUAUAUUCUCUGUAUAUACCAUAGAGUUUGCCUCAUUUUAUACACACCGGUGCAAUUAUUAGUAACCAUGGUUCCCAAUAAUAAAGACAUUU